CUAGCGGUCUCGUAAAAAGCCAUUCGUGCGCGCAUGUACAUUGGUAGCGCUAGUCUAGUAGUGGAAAUAGCUUCGCAGCUAGACACGGACACGUUCGCGUUCUACUUGACAACUGAACGGCGCGGCGUCAAGACUCGAUAUUUCCGUUUCGUAUACAUUUUCAUUCGUAAAGCCAUAGUGGUUUUUCUCUUUUGGCCGACAUGAUGGACGCCUUCGUGAGAACGAGUCGCAGCGGUCACGCGGACCGGAUACCCGCGGCCAAGGCGUCCGCCGCGUUCGUCGUGUUCCUGUUGUCGUUCGUCUGCGGAGUGUUACCGCUGAAACUGGCCGACCGCUGGCCGCUGACCGCGGAGUACACGACCCGCAUUUCCCGGAAGCCGACGGUCGCGUCGCUGAUGUCGUGCUUCGGCGCGGGCGUGCUGCUGUUCACCGCGCUCGUCCACCUGCAGCCGGACGUCCGGCAGUCGGUGCGCGGGCUCCAGGCGGCCGGCCGGCUGCCCGACGCCGACCACUUCGGCGACCUGAUAUUCUGCAUCGGGUUCUUCGCGGCGUUCGCCAUCUACGAGACGAUGAACCGGAAGGUGCGCGGCGGCCGCGACCGCCGGACCGCGGACGUGGCCGGCCAGCCGCCCGCCGGGUCGUACCACUGCAGCCUGUUCGUCGCCGUGCUCGCGCUGUCGUCGCACGACACGUUCCUGGGCUUUUCCGCCGGCAUGCGGCCACCGGGCCCCGGCGGCGUGUGGCGCGCGUUCGCCGCGCUGGCCGCCAACAAGCUGAUCGUCGCGUACUGUCUGGGCCAGGAGCUGGCCUGGUCCGGCGCCCGGAAAACCGCGGUGGUCGCGUGCUCCGCGCUGUUCGCCGUGGUCACGCCCGUCGGCGUGGCGGCCGGCAUGGCGCUGUCCCAGUGCUGUUUCCCGGCCACCGCCGCCGACCGGUCGCCCGACAUCGUGGAGGUCUCCUCGCAGGGGCUGGCCGCCGGUUCGCUGGCGUUCGUCGUGUUCUUCGACGUGCUGCCCAGACAGAAGCUGUCCGGCAUGACGCACAUGCUGUCCACCGUCGUCGGGUUCAGCUUCAUGCAACUGUUACAGAUCGUCAUUCAUGAUUAAAAAUACGCCAAGGACGUGAGAGAUUUUGAUGACAAUUUACAUGCUGAUGCAUCUCAUAAACUUAAUUUAUGUUAUAAUUUUAAAGAAUAUAUUAUUAUGUAAAACGUUUUUAAUACUGUAUGUCUGUGUCGAAUCAAAUUUACUAUUCACUGUUAAUUUAUCCAGUUAUGUUCAUUUAUAUUUUGUUAUGUUUCACAAAAAUGUUAAUUCUUUAAUUUAAUAUAUACGUAGAUAUUUAUACGAACCACAAAUUAUUUUUAAAUUUAUUACCUAUUGUAUUUUUAUGGUUAGCAUUGUCUAUUUUAAUGUUAAAAAAAAUAUUUAAAAGUGUUCUUAUUAUUUUCAUGGUUGUUUAAACCAGGGAUUUUCAACCGAUAAAAUAGAUAUUAUAAAGACUAUGUUUUCUACUUUUGCAACGUAUUAUUGUAUGGGUUUAAUAAACUAUAUCAUUAUUGUUUUCAUUUUUAUGGGUUUUUGGGAAAUUAUUUUUUUUUUUUUUUUAAUUAAUGUAUUGUAAUGUGCAGUGUUUAAUUUGUUUUCAAAAUACAAUUAAUUUAUACUAAAU
Messenger RNA from Aphis gossypii (cotton aphid), 1671 nucleotides. RefSeq names its product zinc transporter ZIP1-like. The transcript has 3 exons. Gene Ontology annotation, biological process: zinc ion transmembrane transport. The coding region runs from base 201 to 1106 and encodes 301 amino acids. Gene Ontology annotation, cellular component: plasma membrane. NCBI's taxonomy places the organism in Eukaryota, Metazoa, Arthropoda, Insecta, Hemiptera, Aphididae. Gene Ontology annotation, molecular function: zinc ion transmembrane transporter activity. The record is from RefSeq and is a predicted model, not a curated record.